GAAAGGUAGACGUAUGAACCGGCCCGGUGCUGCUGGAGUUUGACGUGGCACAUCGCAGUGAUGCGCAUUUAGAGCAAGGGAGAUUCACAUAGAAACGCUUUCAACGGAUUCUUCCAGCCACAGAGGUUGUUUGAAUCCCACCCGAACUGGAAUGAGAAGAUUCUAGCAGGGAACGGACAGAAUGAGUCAUCAGGGUUACGUCGCCACGCCUCCUUAUUCUCAGGCCCAGCCUGGGAUGGUGGGGUACCCCUCAAGCCUUGGGGGGGUCCCCCUGCAGCCUCAUUAUGGGCACUAUGGGGGACCGCCCCAGUCCUUCGCUGCCACGCCCCCUGGGCCACUGAAGUCACCUGCGUCCACCCCCUCUAGUGCUCCCCCCGUGCCAGGUCCUGGCCAGUUUACCCCAAGCAGCCAGCCAAAUGGCUACUCCCAGAGGUUCCCCCCUCCAGCUGUCUCAGGUCCCCCUGUGACUCCGUAUGGACAGCCCCCCCAGCCCCCCCAGUCUCCCUACCAUAGCUCCGCCUCUCCGGUCCCGCCUCCCACCCAGCAGAUCAGCAAUCAAAUGAGUGCCAUGCAAAUCAGUGGAUAUGGCCCUGGUCCACUGCCGGGUCCCUCGCCGCCCACCAGCUCUGCUCCACAGCCCCCUUUCCCGUCUCCACCGCCAGGGAUGGGCCUUGCUUCACAGAGCCCCUCCCCUCCACAGCUGGCCUCCCCUCCAUUGGCUGGCAGCAUGGGCGCCAUGACAACGGCUCCACCAAUGGGGAUGGCUGCAGGGGGCUUCUCUGGCCCGCCCCCUCCCGGCAGUGCUGGAGUCCAGCAGCCUCCUGGACCAGCUGGACCUCAUGGAUUUCCACAGCAACAAGGCCCAUAUGGGGGACCGAUGUCCGGCCCCCAGCCUGGUUUCCCUGGGGGGUUUCCGAGUGGGGCAGCCCAAAUGGCCGGUCCUCCGCAGAAGAAGCUCGACCCUGAUUCCAUUCCCAGCACAACGCAGGUCAUUGCGGAUGACCAGGCCAAGAGGGGAGGGCAGGUCUACACCACAAACCUCAGGGGUCAGGUGCCCCCCCUGGUCACCACUGACUUUGUGGUUCAGGAUCAAGGAAAUGCCAGCCCUCGGGUCAUGCGAUGCACGACAAACUCUUUUCCCUGCACGUCCGAUCUGGCUAAACAGUGCCAAGUGCCUCUGGCUGCCAUCAUCAGACCCUUCGCCACCAUCCCCAAAAACGAGGCUCCCUUGUACGUGGUGAACCAUGGCGAGGCGGGGCCUCUUCGCUGUAAUCGGUGCAAGGCCUACAUGUGUCCCUACAUGCAGUUCAUCGACGGCGGGAGGCGGUACCAGUGUGGCUUCUGCAGCUGCGUGAACGAAGUUCCAGCGUUUUACUUCCAGCAUCUGGACCACAUGGGCCGGAGAGUGGACCAGCACGAGAGGCCAGAGCUGUCGCUGGGGUCCUACGAGUACACGGCAACUCUGGACUACUGCAGGAACAAUAAAGCGCCCAAUCCGCCGGCCUAUAUUUUCAUGAUUGACGUGUCCUACGCCAACAUCAAGAGCGGGCUGGUGAAGCUGCUGUGUGAGGAGCUCAAAACGCUGCUGGACGGUCUGCCCAGAGAGGAAGGGGCGGAGAGCUCGGCGGUCCGGGUGGGCUUCGUCACCUACAACAAGAUCCUGCACUUCUACAACGUGAAGAGCAGCCUGGCGCAGCCGCAGAUGAUGGUGGUGUCCGACGUGGCCGAGAUGUUCGUGCCGCUGCUCGACGGCUUCCUGGUCAACUUCCAGGAGUCCCGAUCCGUCAUCAAUAAUUUGCUGGACCAGAUUCCUGACAUGUUUGCCGAAACCAAUGAGAGCGAGACGGUCUUCGCCCCGGUCAUUCAGGCUGGCAUGGAGGCUCUGAAGGCUGCAGAAUGCAGUGGGAAACUCUUCAUCUUCCACUCCUCUCUGCCUACUGCUGAGGCUCCUGGGAAGCUCAAGAACCGGGACGACAAGAAGCUGGUCAACACCGACAAAGAGAAGACUCUCUUUCAGCCCCAGAAGCGCGUCUACGAGCAGCUGGCCAAGGACUGCGUGUCCAACAGCUGCAGCGUGGACCUCUUCCUGUUCCCCAGCCAGUACGUGGACGUGGCCACCGUGGGACACGUCCCCCUGCACACCGGCGGCUCCGUCUACAAGUACUGCAACUUUCAGGUGGAGACGGACAGAGAGCUCUUCCUGAAUGAACUGAAGAGAGACGUUGAGAAGCCCAUCGGGUUCGAUGGCAUAAUGCGGGUCAGGACCAGCACAGGAUUCCGAGCCACAGACUUUUUCGGGGCCGUCUACAUGAACAACACCACCGAUGUGGAAAUGGCCUCCGUGGACUGCCACAAGGCCGUGACCGUGGAGUUCAAGCACGACGACACGCUCAGCGAAGACGCGGGGGCCCUCAUACAGUGUGCUUUGCUGUACACCACCGUCGGCGGGCAGAGACGCCUGCGCAUCCACAACCUCUCCCUGAACUGCAGCUCCCAGCUGCCCGAGCUGUACCGGACCUGCGAGACCGACGCCCUCAUCAACUUCUUCGCCAAGUCAGCGUACCGCGCCAUGCUGAACCAGCCGCUGAAGACGGUGAAGGAGAUCCUGGUCAACCAGACGGCCCACAUGCUAGCCUGCUACCGGAAGAACUGCGCCAGUGCCUCCGCAGUCAGCCAGCUGAUCCUGCCGGACGCCAUGAAGGUGUUCCCGGUGUACGUGAACAGCCUGAUGAAGAACGCGGCGCUGGUGGGCAGCGUGGAGCUCUCCACCGACGAGCGGGCCUUCCACCGGCUGCUGGUGAUGGGCAUGGGCGUGGAGGAGACCCAGGCACUCUUUUACCCGCGCCUCAUCCCGCUGCACUCCAUGGACUUGACUGGGGAGGGCGUCCCGGCUCCCGUGCGCUGUUCCGAGGAGCGUCUCUCGGAGGGGGGGGUCUUCCUGUUGGAGAACGGGCGCGAGCUCUUCCUGUGGCUCGGCCAGGCCUGCCCGCCCGAGCUCAUCCAGAACAUCUUCAACGUGCCGUCGCUCGCCCACGUCGAAGGGCAGAAGUCAUUACUGAAACUGGACAAUCCCCAUUCCAAGAGGCUCUGGUCCAUCAUCAACCUCAUCACCAAUCAGAGGCUGCACUUCAUGAAGCUCCAGGUGGUGAAACAGAAGGACCGGGCCGAGCUCCCGUUCCGGCAGCUCCUGGUGGAGGACAAGGGCGUGCACGGAGGGGCGUCCUACAUGGACUUCCUCUGCUACGUGUACCGAGAGGUCCGGCAGCUGCUCACCUAACAGACCGAGUCCUCACGGGGGCUCCAAAAACAGCCCGUUUGGCGCCCCCUUCUGGCCACCUUCUGCGUGGUCCACUGCGGUGCCCGCUGCCAAAAGACUCGUCCUUUUUACACUUGGGUCUAUAUACAGUGCAUAUCGAACUAUGAUGUAUUUUCAUGACUUAACGCGCUUAACACUACUUUCAUGCAACUGCGUAUUUUCCACUGAUUACCAGUGCUGUUCAUUUCAUUCCAUUUCUCCCCCCCGCAGUUCAAAGUGCUUUUGACCUGCACAGUACCUGCGCAUUGGCUUUUCAUGCGUCAGUAGGGCAGGGGCACAUGCAGAGCCUCCUUUGGUAAUGACAGUAUGUGGAGUGCUGGAACACAGGACCGAAUGGAACGCGGAACAGCGAUAGCGUCAGUGUUCCAUCUCCGUAAAGACACAGAGGCAUUAGCGCAGCCAAUCACAUGCUAGCAGUGUUAUUGGUGCCGUACGUCCCACCUUUAUUCUGAUGGAAAUUCUUUGGCCCGUUCAAUGAAUAGUGAAUGGGAUGGCUGUGCCGGGCCAAUUCUUUAUAUGCCUUUUGGGACCAUCUCUUUUACAUUUGAUCAAAAAAAAUCAAAGAAAGAUAAACACAGAUGAAUGCAUUUUAUAUUGAAGAGCACAUCGGCGUCAGUACAUUAGUAUAUUUUUAAAAUAUAAGUGUAAGGAUAAUUAUCAUUCAUAAGAUAAGCAUUUCAUUCCUUCCUCUAUAUUGCCAAUCCUAGUCCCAGUAUAAUCUUUAACUUCUCUGCAUUUCAUAUUUAAGUCUUUUUUUAUUUUUAUGUAGGGCUUUUUUUUGUAUUUACUGCCAUUAUUUAGGUACUGUUCCAGAGACCAGUGACAAAAGCAGACAUUCAUAUUUUGUGCAAUUUUUUAUGGCCUUGAAAACACGCAAGAUUGCCUGACUAAACCUCUAAAGAACUGGAGGGAAAAAAAGAAUAUUAAUGAUCUUACUCAGACAAUAAUUCUCCCCAUAGUUAAAUUAACACUCUUUUGUUCAAUCCUAAAUCACAAGGAAAAUAAUUGGACUUGUUCUCUGGGACCAAAAGCAAGGUUAAAAUGUUAUAUUGUGAUGCGAAAAAAAGGGACUUUUUUAAAAAGGGGUUAAUUAUAUACAUUGUGUAUUGUGUACACGUAGUAUGUUUAACUAGUGCUUGGCCUGGCUGAAGAAUUUUGGCCUGUCAGUUAUUUUUAUGCGUUUGUAUGCAGCUAACCUAUUAUCAGUUACAUGUUGUACGUUUUUGUGUUUGUGGGAAUUUUCCAAAGAAAAACAAGCAGGGUGUUUGUCUCACUGUUUUAUGUGUUUUUGCUAAUCUGUUACUGCCUUCUGCCUUAAGCUGUCCAUAUGGUAAAAAAUGAUAUACCAUAAUACAAUAUUUGGUUUAAAAAGAUGUUACUGUGUAGUUUAUGCAAAUACAGCUCAGGAAAUACAAGUCUUUUCAGUUGUAGGAAAUUGUCAUAUACUAGUAAUGGGAGAGUGAGGUGGAGGGUGGAGCUAGUAUAAGCUAUCAGUGGACUCACUGAUCUCAACCAGUCAUCAUGCUUUUCUAUAGAGAGCAGUGUUUCAGUUGGUUCAAACGAGGUUUGCGAUUGACAGCUCACUGCAGCUCCACUCAUAGGGUUCAUGAAACCUCAAUCUCCCAUCACUAAUGGGAGCCAUUUUGGCUCUCAAUAGGAACAGCUCAUUUUGGAGUGUAAGGAGAGGAGUGGGAGAUUUGUGCCAUGCUCUUGUCAACCCAAAGCCUUUAUAAAACCCAUUUUUUUUAUUAAACUCCUGUCUGCCUGUAACCAC
This is a messenger RNA of Anguilla anguilla (European eel), 5090 nucleotides long. RefSeq names its product protein transport protein Sec24D-like. The coding region runs from base 182 to 3277 and encodes 1031 amino acids. Gene Ontology annotation, molecular function: SNARE binding; zinc ion binding. Gene Ontology annotation, biological process: intracellular protein transport; endoplasmic reticulum to Golgi vesicle-mediated transport; COPII-coated vesicle cargo loading. Gene Ontology annotation, cellular component: endoplasmic reticulum exit site; COPII vesicle coat. The record is from RefSeq and is a predicted model, not a curated record. The transcript is spliced from 23 exons. Lineage: Eukaryota; Metazoa; Chordata; Actinopteri; Anguilliformes; Anguillidae.